CGUGGCAUCGUUGUGGAUAGGAUGUGAUUAUUCUGGUUGGAGCGGUGUUUACGUAAAGACAACAAAACCUCGAGUGCUAGAUUGAAAUUAAUUAAGUCUCGUUAUGUUGAGAAAUGAAAGGUGAGAAAAAGAGCAUUUUGACAGGAACGAGUUUCUCGGGGGCGGUCUCUUCCUUGGCCUCGUGUCUGUCACUCAGCGGACAACACGGAAGUUAGCCAGAACUCGGAUGUCAACAAAACGGGGAAGGCGUGAGGUUUCCCAGAAGCGGACUGCGUGGGUCAUGGCGGACUGAAGGACUUUUUAAAUCGGCACAUGCAUUUUUAUUUCAUUUAGUUUUUUAUGUGUUCAUUUUAUUGUGCCAUCAUUUCCCAGGUGAAAAAUAAUAAUGACGGCAGUGUCCUGCAUCCGUGGGAUAUUGUGCAUUCUGUGUGUGACCGUGUGCAGGAGCAUGGAGCUGGCCUCCGCUUCUGUUCGCUGUGAAAGGACUCCCAGAAUCCUUCAGGGCAGACAGGGAGAGAUCCGGAGCUCCACCCACCACAGCUGGUCAUCCCGGCAACUUAACUGCAGCUGGGUGAUCCCUGCGUCACCGGGAGAGCCUGUCAUACUGAGUUUCUCCCAGUUCUUUGUGAGGUGCGGUUUGGAGUGGGUGUCUGUGACAUCAUCAGAAGGCUCCGCCCCCUUCAUGCUGUGUGGGUCCCAGCUGCCGCAGCCGAUGGAGCUGCGGGGGGGUCCCGUUACCGUGACACACCACUUCCUCCCGCGCGUGUACCCCCCCGCCAGCCUGCGCCUCUCCUACAUCAGGGGCUCCUCUCCCUGCACAGGGGCGGAGUUUCAGUGCAGAAGUGGGCGGUGCUUGCUGGCCUCUUGGCGCUGUAAUGGGCAGACUGAGUGCCUGGGGGAGGGGCCGGGGGCGGGGUCAGACGAGCAGGGGUGUGAGAGCGAGCGGAGCAGGACACGCCCGUGGGAGGGGCGUGGGUUGGGGGCGGGGCCCACGGCGGCGGGCGGGGUGAGAGAGCCGAAGGCCGGGCGCUCCCAGCCCGCGUCCGGGUCCUGUGGGGGCCUCCUGACCGGCUUCUACGGCUGGUUCUCCCCCCCUGCGCUGGCUGGACCCCCCCUGGUGUGUGUGUGGAGCGUGGACCCCCAGGACCCCCGCCCUCUGCGCCUCAAACUACAGAUGCUGGAGCUGGGACCUGGAGACGUGCUGACCAUCACUGACCAGAGACAGGGCCAGGGCUCUGUCCUCAAAACUAUCACCUGUGCGUCCAAUUACAAGGUGGUGGAGGUGGAGUCUCGUACUGGCCUGCUGUCCCUGACCUACCGCAUGCUGCCUGGGUCGGAGGGGCGGGGCUUCAAUGCGACCUAUCGGAUUGCCGGAUACUGCCUGCUGAGGGAGGGGGAGGGGGUGUGUGGGGGGGCGGGCGGGGACUGCUUCACUGCAGAGCAGAGGUGCGACGGGCGCUGGGACUGCCCUGAAACGGGCCGGGACGAGAUGGGCUGCUGGGGCUGCCCCGAGGAGGAGUUCGCCUGCGGGGGGGCGGCGGCUCGGGGGCCCGGGGGCGGGGCGGGGGGCGCGGGCCGCUUUCUGGGCCACCCCGUCUGCUUCCCCCCCGCUGAGAGGUGCAACUACCAGCUGUACUGCGCCGACGGCACCGACGAGAAGGCCUGUGUCACCUGCAGGCCCGGAACAUUCCACUGCGACUCCGACAGGUGUGUCUUUGAAAGCUGGCGCUGUGACGGACAGGUGGACUGUAAGGAUGGCACAGAUGAGGCCAACUGCACGGUGACCCUGCCUCGCAAGGUCAUCACCGCGGCAACGCUGGGUAGCUUGGUCUGCGGGCUGCUGCUGGUCAUCGCCAUGGGCUGCACCUGCAAACUGUACUCACUGCGCACCCGCGAAUACAGCAUGUUUGCGCCAAUCACGCGCCAGGAGGCGGAGCUCAUACAGCAGCAGGCCCCGCCCUCCUACGGCCAGCUGAUUGCUCAAGGGGCCAUUCCUCCAGUGGAGGACUUCCCCACGGAGAAUCCGAAUGAGCCCUCCUCUCUCUCCCUGCGGGGACUACUCCAGCUGCUAGGCCAGGAUCCAGGCCCCGCCUCCAGACGCCGCCGCCGGCCGCGAUUCGUCCGGAGAGCCAUCCGUCGCCUGCGUAGGUGGGGCCUGCUGCCCAGGUCUGGCUCACGGGCCACCCAGACGGCAGGCUCCUCCCCUCAGCCAGUGGAGGCCACUCCCACUGGUUCAGAGCCCAGCCAGUCAAGCCCCGGGAGCUCCUCAUUGGCUGGGGAAGGCAGCAGCUCUUCACUGACUCAGAAACUGGCUCUGUCCCCCCCCACAGAGCCCACAGCCUCUACUGCUCCCCCUCCCCAGAACCCGCCACCCACUCCCCCCUCAGCCCCGCCCCCCGGUCCGCCCCCAGCCCCGGCCCCGCCCCCAGGCCGGCCCCCCAGCAGCCCACUGUUGGCCUCUCUCUUCCACUCGCUGGGCCUCAGCGUCUCGCUCUUCCGCUCCUCUUCCUCCCUCCCCCUCUCCCCCUCCUCUUCCUCCUCCUCCUCUUCCUCAGAGGACGAGGUCCUGCUCAUCCCUCUCUCUGAGGACACGCCUUCUGAAGAGGAUGUCCCCAUGCUCACCUGAGGCCACGCCCUCCCUAAGCCCCGCCCCUGACUUGUUCAGCAAGGCCUUCACUCAGUUUCUACAGUGUGAGGAAAAGGCAGAACCUCACACAGGGAGACAAUGCCUUGUGUGUGUGUGUGUGUGUGUGUGUGCGUGUGUGUAUACAGGUGUGUGUGUGAGGUGGGAAAUGGAGAAUAUCGCUUGCAGUCAAUCACUAAUCCCAAUGUGAGAUGUUUAAUAUUAGUGUUAGCAUUAACAUUUGAUCAAUUACAGUUUUUAUAGAUAAAAUUACUGCAAAGAAGGAACUUUUUCCUUUUGUAUAUGUUGUGAUUUUGUAUUAGUAAGGUUGCUUGAUGUCAUUCAUAAUUUGUUUUUGACAAUUCACUGUAAUAUUAGUCAGGAAUGCAUAUUUGCUUUUCAAAUGAUUAUUUGUGCCACAAAACUGCAUUUUGAACCUGUGAGUUUGUGUGUUGUGUGAAAGAGAAGGAUAACAUGCAUUUGGAUGGAGUGGAUUUUGUGAGGACUGUAAAUUUGUACAGUUUUUUUUCUCUCUGAUACCAACUGCUGUCAAACCAGUACAGACUGGGCUUCUCUUUGGGGAUUUAGCCUCUAUACUUUCACAUGAAGACACAUGGACUGCCCUUUCAAUCUGUGAGUGAGAGAGACUGUGCCUAUAUAUACAUAUAUGUGUGUGUGUGUGUGUGUGUGUGUGUAUGUGGGUCAGUUUGUGUCUGUAUGCAUUUGGAGGAGUGUGUUGCGUGUGUGUGCACGUGUGUGUGUGAGAGAGACAGACUAAUUUGAUCCCCCAACACAAACACACACACACACGCACACACACACACACUCACGCACACACACUGUUUGUUGGUCUGUUCCUGGUGCGUGUACAGGGCCACUGUGGUGUAGAUGUGUGCUGGGCCUGCCUCUCUGUAGUGAGGCGUGUAAAAGCUGGGAGGCGGAUCAGCUUUAUAAAAGUUGCAAUAAAUGAUGGGGGGGGUUGGGGUCAUUUUCGCUGUGUAUAAACAACACGCAACAGAAUCAACAGAUUAAAUGAUUUGCACUUUUA
Messenger RNA from Anguilla rostrata (American eel), 3671 nucleotides. It is a transcript of the gene lrp10, whose product is annotated as low density lipoprotein receptor-related protein 10. Gene Ontology annotation, molecular function: protein binding. Gene Ontology annotation, cellular component: plasma membrane. The record is from RefSeq and is a predicted model, not a curated record. Lineage: Eukaryota; Metazoa; Chordata; Actinopteri; Anguilliformes; Anguillidae. The transcript has 10 exons. The coding region runs from base 386 to 2626 and encodes 746 amino acids.